This is a messenger RNA of Alternaria burnsii, 1311 nucleotides long. RefSeq lists its product as uncharacterized. NCBI's taxonomy places the organism in Eukaryota, Fungi, Ascomycota, Dothideomycetes, Pleosporales, Pleosporaceae. Bases 1 to 1311 code for a protein of 436 amino acids. The record is from RefSeq and is a predicted model, not a curated record. The transcript is spliced from 2 exons.
AUGACGGAACACGCUCCACUACAGCAGAAACGAUUCGCCCCAGAGACCAGUGCCGGAAUAAAUGGACUCAUUGCAGCAUGUAACAGAAACGAUCGCUUCAAGCUUCUGGAUGACGAUAGUGUUUUGCCUGGAAACUUAGAUAAUUCUGUUCAUCCUGCGUUCCAUUGGUUUGAUGGUGAAGGGCCUAUGCGGCAAAUGCUGCAGCUAGCCUCGCAUUUCAUCAGCCACGAUACUCUCCUUACGUUUUUCAUACCGCUGUUGUACGGACGCGAACUAACAGUCGCUGUCGGCCACGCACACAAGAACUAUCUUUCAGAUCCCUUGGCGAAAGCAUCCAAAGCGAAACGCGGUCAAUACCUGGCCGGAGUGCGUGAAGCAUUGCAUUGCAUCGGACACAGCGUUUCGUUCCAAUUUCAACCGCCUGCGAAGCGAGUAUAUGCCCGCACGAUGCGUGAUACUGCAAAACCGAGCCAUGCCACCUCAUGUUGUCCGGCGUUCCAGCGGCAAUAUUCUUGCAGGAUCGAAUUGGCGGAGUGCUUUCGUGAAUACUAUUCCACUGGUGUAUUGCGACGAGGCAAUUUGAACGAGCCGCAUAUCCAAAUCGAUUGUCCGGAGACAGAAUGGGGCUAUGGCUGGGAACAUUUCAUGUUUGGUAGCAUUAUGAAUCCUCAGGACAAGACAAAACCAGGCACACACCUCCUAAUGCGCAAAAUCUGGGCAGAACAAACCUUGGCCGACAAUUCUGGAGGUAAGGAGUAUUGCGAUGUCCCCAUGUCUUACAUAGCGCAAUGGUUUCGCAGAAAGACUUGGAGCGUUGUUGCGGAGCAAGGGCCAACUGCCGUCGCAGUCCCACCAAUACACUUUAAGAUCCAAUCGUCAAACCAAUAUGGAGCCUGGAUAGUGGCAAGUUACCACCCAGAAAUUAAGAAAGAUCUGGAGACCCUGCACUCGCAGUGGAAGCGGCACGCUAGAAGGUUAAACUCACAUUCCGUAUCGGCACCACCACAGGCCGCUCGUUUGCGAUGUCCGAAGAUUCUUUGGAGGCCUGUAAACAAGACACAACUGCAGGUAGAUAACGUGCCAGUUCCACGACGUCAACCGUCAAAAUUACAGCCUAGCUCGACUUGUGUGCAGAGCCUCACUCAGACCGUGCCAGUGUGCUCCAAACCAACAAAGACACUGCUGGAAACCAAAUCAGAAUCGCUUAAAGCAUGCCAUUUAACUCUCCCUAGCAGUUUCUGUAUGUCUCGAAAGCGACUCAUAGAUCUACGGCAGGAGUGCGGUCGUGUUAAAAAGGCCAGCAAGCGAUAA